Molecule: messenger RNA, 1686 nt
Organism: Candida albicans SC5314
Lineage: Eukaryota; Fungi; Ascomycota; Pichiomycetes; Serinales; Debaryomycetaceae
Gene: ZCF11
Product: Zcf11p
Exons: 2
Coding region: 1-1686 (561 amino acids)
Biological process (GO): regulation of DNA-templated transcription; cellular response to starvation
Cellular component (GO): nucleus
Molecular function (GO): zinc ion binding; RNA polymerase II transcription regulatory region sequence-specific DNA binding; DNA-binding transcription factor activity, RNA polymerase II-specific
Source: RefSeq, a predicted model, not a curated record
AUGAAGAUUAAACAGGAAAACAUAACAAACACAACUUCAAUCAAUACUAGCAACGUUAAUGAUAAACCCAAGCCAAAACGUAAGAAAACAUCAAGAGCAUGCAAUCAUUGUCAUAAGGCACAUAUGACCUGUGACUCGGGUCGUCCGUGCAAGCGAUGCAUUCAAAGAGGAUUAGAUUCAACAUGUGAAGAUGCACCCCGAAAAAGAAAGAAAUAUCUUCAAGAUGUACCCAAUUCUUCUUUGAUGUCUAACCACAGCAUGAAUAGCAGUGAUAAUUUGGACAGUAAUGGUGUGUCACCAAUGCAGCCGACAUUGCUGCAACCCAUGCCACCUGUACAAGAACUGUCAUUGCCCACAAAUAUACCUAAUCAAUCUCAAGUUCCGUCACAAUCGCCAAACACGGCCCUGCAAAAACAGCUUCUGUAUUCACCUCCAUUGGCUUCUACUUACUCCCCUAAUCACAAGACAUAUCUGGCAACAUUGUUUCAACACAGUGCAACUUCACCGGAGUUGAUGCAAACAGUGCCCGAAUAUUUCCCGGAACUUUACAACCAACACUAUCAACCUUCGGCAAAUCCUAAUCAGAAAAGACGAACAAAUUUCUUGUCAACAGCAGCUGACUUGGAGUAUUCUACAUUAUCAAAUAUUCUUCAAGAGAACUUUGGUCAUCACACAACAUCAAACGAAGGCACCCCUAAUUCGCAUAACUUUUCACCAGCAUUAUCACCGCAUAAUAUGCCUACAAAUAAUACUAAUGCGCCAUCUACAUCAACCCAGUUACUUACUAAUGAUCAGCAGCGGCAGGCGACAUCAUUUAACAAUCACACCAAACACAACACCCCAUCACCGUUAAAUACAAGCCAUACCAAACUUUAUGAGGAUGCCAGGUAUCCAAAAUGUGACGAAACCAUUAAUCAAUAUUUCUUGGGUGACACUGACUCGGGUAAAAUGGUCGUAUUCCCAGAUGUUUUGACAGCAAUUGAAAAUAUGAAAAACAAUGAUCCAGCGGUAUAUUUGGAACGUAAUUCCAAACUGGCGCUAUCCUUUGUCAUGAGUAUACAGCAUGAAAACAAUUCUAACGGUGGUAAAGAAGAUCAAUUAUUCAAAGAACCAGAAGAAAUAUACGAGAAAGUGAAAAAACCAUUUUCCUAUACCCCAGGGUAUCACUCGUUGAUUGCAUAUUUAAGAAAAAGAUUCACAAAACCAAUGUUAGUGAAAAUGGCCGAAUCAAUGGCCACAUAUAGACCCUCAUUUAUUGCAUGUACAAAUUCAUUGAAAGAACACGACUUGAUAUUUAUGGAACAGUGUUUCCAGAGAACAUUGCUAACUUAUGAUAAUUAUAUAAAAAUCAGUGGCACGCCAACCAUUGUAUGGAGAAGAACUGGAGAAGUAGCAUAUGUGGGAAACGAAUUUUGUGUAUUAACUGGUUGGCCCAAAGAGGAGUUGAUUGGGAAAGAUAAAAGAAAAUUUAUUGUAGAAUUACUAGACGACAAGUCGGUAUUGCAAUAUUUCCAAGUUUUUUCAAGAAUUGCGUUUGGUGAUUUCUUAGGGGCCACUAUGACAGAAUGUACCUUAUUGACACCAAACCCUAAUGUUAAAAUAAGAACGGGGUGCAUGUGGACCUUGAAAAGAGAUGUAUUUGGUAUUCCCAUGAUGAUUGUGGGGAACUUUUUACCAAUACUAUGA